AUGAGAACGACUUUGUCUGUUUGCUCGGCGCUCAUAACAGCGGCCCCUGCAUUUUCUUUUGAAUCCAAAUCAAACAACGGCUGCCAAAGUCCACUCCCUCCAGGCGUCAAGCUCGACGAGUCCGUCGAUUUGACAUUAAACAGCACAAGCGGAAUUUCGCCUCGCAAAUACCGCUUACACGUCCCUCCCUCGUACCAUGACAACACUCCAGUUCCACUCAUCCUCCCCUUCCACGGCCGGGGCAAAGACGCCGAAUACCAAGAAGCUCUAAGCCAAUUCUCAAACGCAAGCUACGGUUUCAAUGGUAUCGUCGCAUAUCCCGAAGGUGUACCGAAUGCAAAAGGAACCCAACAAUACCAAGGCGACCCCGACUCGCCCUCUUCCAUCAAUGACGUAACCUUCACGCUUGAGCUCCUGGAUCACCUACAGUCAACCUAUUGUAUCGACCCCGCCCGUAUCUACGCGACUGGAAAGUCAAACGGCGGAGGCUUUACUGGUGUAUUGGCCUGCGAUGCGGAAGCCACAAAACGUAUUGCUGCGUUCGCACCCGUGUCUGGUGCUUUUUACCUAGACGCUGACCAGAAUCCGCCGCCGUGUGAGCCUAGUGGACAGGUUCCGAUCAUGGAAUUCCACGGAGUGGAGGAUACGACGAUACCGUAUAAUGGCGGCAUUAACACGCGCGGCAACGCCAAUUCGACUGACGUGGUCAUUUGGGUCGACGACUGGGCUAGGCGCGAUGGCUUCGAUGUUAGCGCGAAAGAAACGACAUUCCUGUGUGAGGAGGAUGAGGGGAAGAAGGUGACGAGGUAUAGUUGGAAUGAUGUGGUCGUGCAUUACAAGUACAGCAACUUGGGUCAUGAUUGGCCGAGUUCGUUCCCCAAUGGCGAUACGGGAGGCGAUGAGGGAGUGCUGACGUCCUACCGCGGCAUCGUGAAAGCUCCCAAUGGCGACUUCGAUCAUUUCGUCAGACAGGUAGACCCGUCACACUUGAUUGGUGGAUACUGGAGGUUCCAUUCUAUCGAGGAUGACCGGCGCGCUAUGGCCUGUGGCUUUACAACACCGGAGGAUGUGCUUUGUGCUGUGGAUUCCAAUGAGGAUGAGGACGACUAUGAUGAUAUCACUAUCCGAUGGAUAAGAGGAGCGGACGACUCAAAUGUGAAGAUGGCAUUGUCGGGCACCGCAACUCAGCAUCUUGAAAUUAUCUACGAAUUGCGCGCGCUACUUGGUCUGCCGAUAUCGUCGCGGGGGCAGAUACCACUUUACCCUAUCGGUACUAAUCCCAGAUUGAAGCAAUACUGGGAGGCAAGGUAUAGACUCAGGCGACCAGCCCCGAUCGAUUCCGCUGGUCAGCAACCAGGUCGUCAGAUUCCAUCUCCUACAAAGCUAGGCUCUGGCCACUUGUGUUCGUCACACCCUCAGCACGCAUCACCAGCAUUACAAAAACCUCCGGAGGGUCAAAUCACAGGAGCUCGCAGUAUGGAAAUAUUCCAGAAAGCGCCGCCGACCCCUACCAGAGCGACACCAUUACAAAAGGGACCCGGUGCUCCUGGCGUGGCUACGAAUCAGAAUAUCCCAGCGCGUCCAUCGUCCGGAGACACCACAGUUCCAAGACUUCCCACCGACACGAUCGAUCAACAGCAAGCUCCCUUCCAAAGCACCGCAUUGCCAGUAUCAACGUUCAUAUCACCCGCUUCGACUGGCAGUAUGAGUGUGCCUUCAAUACUGCUAGCUGCAUUGGCUUGGGGCUUACAGUCGUCUCCAUCACCAAUAUUGGCUAGUCAGGGUUAUGGCAUCUCACAGCAUAACUGGAUUCAUCCGUCUCCUCGCAACUCGACUGUAGAUCAUCCUCCCAGUUCAGUAGUCCCACAGCAGCAACAAGUGCGCAACGGCGGAACAAACUCCUCGCACGACACUGUUACCGCGGAUUGCAGAGCUAUAGCCCCUAUGAAUCUUCCAUACCGAUCUCCAUAUCCCACGAGCGCGACUGGAGACGGUCUUCAGCAUGCUAGUCCAGUGGUCGCGCCGUCGGAGAUGCCAUUGGCAGGAAGUCAGGUGCAGAAGCACGUUGCGGCACCAUACAAUGCGGAUACUCCUUCUGUCAGUACGUUCAGUUCUCCUGCUGCUGACGCCCAGUCUAGUUUCUUAGUCGGCUCGACAGUGCCAUCUGCUUUCAGUCCUAAUGAUAGCGAUAUUGACCUACCGAUAAGCCCGAACAAUCCUCGCAAUGCCACGCCAACGACCCCCACAGGAAAGUCGCAAGAGCCUUUCUUGGGUAGUUUAUCUGGCUCAGUAGCACCACAACUGAGCUCCCCACAUUCCUAUAUUGAAGAUGCACCGAUCGGAGAACCAUUCGCAACGGAAGAAACUGCCGAAAGCGCUCCUGAUAGGCCUACUCAUCCUGGUUGCGCGAAACGGCUGUCGCCUGACAACGAGCCCAGUCUUCGGCAGAAGACCGGCACACUGGACAUACGAUCUCUAGACGCAGUUGAUAAAAGCGCGAGAGCGGGAGCGAAGAUGACGGAGACUAUUCCCGAGCCGUGGCGCACCUACAUGAAAGGGUUGAAAGAGCUUCCAUGCAUGGAUUGUGGAGAAGACGACGGCCACCUAUGGGACUGUCAUCUUGGUAACAUGAAAUGGAUGCAAAACCCUACUCUCCUUGACUAUCGCACCUUGACCGACGCUGUAGAGCAUUUCGACCCCGGCCCAUGGACAACGCAUUUUGACCCCCCCGAACCUGAGUCGGAGGACGCAGAGACACAGAUACGAGGUAUGGCCGAGGUCAUCCGAAAUGAAGAUAGCUACAAAAAUGAUCAGGAGCUUCACAACCUGCCGGAUGAGCUCAUGAUCAUACUUUGGGCAUUCAAAACUUCGAAAGGCGUUCGGGUUGUCAAGGAGGACGAUUGGCAUUCCGGCAUUGGUGAGCCUGAGACGUAA
Alternaria atra is the source of this 2934-nucleotide messenger RNA. RefSeq lists its product as uncharacterized. Bases 1 to 2934 code for a protein of 977 amino acids. NCBI's taxonomy places the organism in Eukaryota, Fungi, Ascomycota, Dothideomycetes, Pleosporales, Pleosporaceae. The transcript has 5 exons. The record is from RefSeq and is a predicted model, not a curated record. Gene Ontology annotation, molecular function: feruloyl esterase activity.